Molecule: messenger RNA, 2429 nt
Organism: Penaeus indicus
Lineage: Eukaryota; Metazoa; Arthropoda; Malacostraca; Decapoda; Penaeidae
Exons: 2
Coding region: 954-1889 (311 amino acids)
Source: RefSeq, a predicted model, not a curated record
CUUAUGUUCAGGCCAUUGGAGAUUUGUGAGGCCGUGUGACUUCGUAGUGUUUUUUGUAUUUCAGUAUUUUGCAUUUUUAUUGGUUUGCCGCUUUGAUUCAGUACAUUUUCAGAAUACUUAAAAAAAAAUCAUAUGCGCUCCUGUAAAGGAAGAUGUAAGUAUUUUUACUGAAUAUUACUAAAUAACAGUUGAAUGAUUCUGUUAAAGGACGAGGAAAUAUUUUGAUCUUUUGGCCGUGUGUGCAAAUACCUUGUCAUAAAGAUGAGGAAGAGUUGCGUCCGCAGUCAGUCCCUUGUUAUGGUAGAUGGGCGUAUAACAACCAUUACCAAGGCGCAACGCUUCUGCCAUUUUAUUUCAAGGGUAUUCUGCUUUAUAUUGUAUUUUGCCUUUCCUUGAAUCUGAUGUCACUGCUCUGUAUGUGCUUAAAAGACAGAGCAAGAAGCUGACCAUGUUUGAGGCUGUUAGAGAUGUAGCUAAAAUUUAUGCACGUUUACAGAUGAAGUCAACAUUGAAUCUGCAAUAUCAUCUAUUUGAAUGAAGUUGAUUCCCCAUAAGCGUGUAUUUAUUUUUGCUCUUUAUUUAGUGUCAUGUUUUAACCGAUAUCCCUUUUUCACCCUGUGUUGUUCCCCACUAUAGCUGAUGGUCGAAGUCCCAUUGCAGUCGCUAAAUAUAGCAAAGGGGCUGCUAACGAUAGCGCUAUUCAUGAGCAAAUCGUGGUGGAUGGUGGGUCGUUGGGUGAAGGUAAAAGUCUGACGGAAAGUGUCUCGGAGGCCUCAGAGGAAGGAAGUGAAAAUGAAAAUGUAGAUGCAACCAAUAAAAAGAAAUUAAUCACACAAGAGCCAGUAAAAGCCAAUAUAGCUAAACGGGGAAAGCAAGAAGCCACGGAAGGGACGGUAACUGAUGACCUUAAAAUAAGUAACAAAAAGAACUCUCAAAACUGCAAGAAAGAUACCAUGGUUUAUAAAUUUACGGACGUAGAAACAGAAACAAAAAUUGAAGACGACCAGGAAAAGACAGUGUCGAAAUCUGUCGACAUGACUGUCUACGAUGAAAUCAUGCAGUUGGAGGCAGAGGACAGCGAUGAGAGCGAGGAAAACAGCACUCUCAUCGUCCAAGGUUUCCUAGAGGGUACGUCGUCCUCGGAGGUGCCUCGUGGUGGAGGGCUGCGGGUGCUGGCCUCUUGCAGCAUCCAUCGUCAAGAGAACGUCAAGAGAACUGUUAUCACCGCUGAAACAGACGUCGGUGACGAUAACGUAGCUACCUCCUCCAUUGUCCAACUUAAACGGACAGUUGACAUUGAAAAUUACAAAGCCUUGGUAUCUGAUAGCGAGUCCGACUCUGAGCCCGAGCCGGGAACAUUCCAGCCUUUGGUAAAGCGAGAUUCCAGAUGUGCUUUGCUUUUGACGAAGACGCCGAGUGCGACCGCCGAGGAAGUGCCGCCGGCCGCGGGAGAACCCCUUGAGGCGCAGCGCGGCCGGGCGAGGCCGGAGACCGAAGUGAACUGGAACGUGAUUCCAGUGACGCGCAGCGAGCGGUGCCUGGUGGACCGUGAUGUGCCUCCGGUAGGUGAAGACACGGACGCGGUAUCUAAGGCUCUAGAGACCAAAGAGUCUGCAGACCAGGCUAAACCUGCGAAUACUGAGGCUGCAAAUGCUAGUAGUGUUUUGGAUGAAGGGAACCAGAAGCCUGGGGAGGCGGCGGUGCCCAGGGACUCGAAAGAAAAAAGAUCGAAACACGAGAGGCUAAGUACAGGCACCCUUGACGCCAAUGGAGGUAAAGAGACGAGGAAUGGAGAUCAGUAUAAUCUUCGGCUGUUUUCAUGUUCUAACAUGAGCCAACAAAGAUGCUUUCUUAAUCAAACAUUUUUAUUUUAUACGCACUUACGAUGAAACAACAUAUUAAUCUUGUAGAACGUUCAUUGUAGUCUAAAGCGUAAAAGUAAUGCAGAUUCUCUUCGUUUUUUUUAUUUCUCUGACCACGAAUUCUUGGAUAGGAAAAAACUAAGAGCUCUUACAUCUCAGAUUCGUCGAUAAUAUAGUGUCAUAAUUGUAACCCAAGCAUGUUUUCCCUCCACAAGAAAAAUGUGCGUAAUAUAUUCGUAAUAAACAUAUUUGUCACCCAAUGCAUUUUUCCCAUAUUUGCAUUAUGUAUAAGUAGUUUAAGCUUCUUGCAUAAAUCUCUUUAACAAAAGUCUGCUAAUAAGUUUAACAGGAAACUUGUAUUAUCUAUUUUUUUUCUGUUAAAUGUAUUAUACACAUCUGUAUAUACUUAUCGAACCAUAACUUGAGCGUAGAAACUCCUAAGCAUAAUCUAUGAUAACAGCUACAGACAUGUAUUAAGUGUAAACAGUUUUUAAUUAUUACAUCUAAAUAUAACUUCCCCACUAAUAAUUGCAGUGAGUCCUUUUAACUAAAAAUAUGAAUAUCAUA